Messenger RNA from Uloborus diversus, 514 nucleotides. RefSeq lists its product as uncharacterized. Lineage: Eukaryota; Metazoa; Arthropoda; Arachnida; Araneae; Uloboridae. The record is from RefSeq and is a predicted model, not a curated record. Bases 25 to 489 code for a protein of 154 amino acids. The transcript has 3 exons.
GUCGUUCCGAAGUCUCUCCUUAAGAUGGCAUUCAUCCACGCUGUUUUGGCUUACGUCUUGGUGUCCGGUGUUGUCCUUUACGCUCAAGUUCCAAGAAUGAUGAGGCGGGACGGAAUGUCCGGAACUCCGGCCGAUAUAAACGAAACGGAGAGUGGCGAAGACCCCGAUUUUUCGGAACAUCUGAAUAAAAGUGUUCGCGUCGACAGAAGCGUUCCCAACCCCAGUUACGACUGGUGCAACAAUACCGCCGAACCUUGCAAAUUCCGGAUAUACGACAAAGAGACUCGAGAAGUCAACGAAGAGUGGAUCUAUUGCGCUUGCCGUGAUGGACUGGUGUGUACCUACCACGGAAUCAAUCUGUCUCAGAGCUUUUAUUACUUCAUGUGCAAGAACGCUACCAGAGAGCGCAGAGAAUCCGAAAUGGCUGAAGAUAUUCCCGAAGACAUUGUAGUGAGGAGAGUCGGUUUGAUGGAACACGAUGACUUGUAACGCUCUUCAACUUGUAACUUUUAAU